AUGAGCGCUCAAGGCAGCCAUUCCUGGCUGCCAUCUUUCUUUGAUCUUUCCUUAUUUUUGUUUUGAAAACUAAAAGGUCGGCACGGUGCUCGUGCUCGCAGCCUGCAAAGGCAAUUUUUAGGUCGGUUGGUACCUGAGAUUAAUCCAGACACGAUUCUUCGCCACCGGCUCCGAUUUUGAGGCCGAGAACUCGUCAUAGGAGCCCAGCCGUCUUCAAAAACGUUUAAAGAGCUGACUAGGGCGUACAGAAGGCCCUGCCCGUGGUGACCAAGGAGGAGAACAGGGUCACGCCUAGGUUUUACGUCCGCAUCCUCGCAGAACUCGAAACUCGACGCCUUUGUCAACGAGGUCUGGGAAGACAAGGGUCUCAAAGGAAGAACAUGUCAAAAAACAACUCAUUGGCCUUGAUGAGGCAGAAGCUGAGAAAUACAGCAAUGGCUUUGAAAAGGACGAUGACGAGGCCGAUAAAGAUGAGGAAGUUGUCUCCGACGCAAAACCGACAGCCAAGAAGUCCACGUUGAAGUAGGAGCCGGAGAAGUUUGCCAAGAGGGAGGACGAGAGCAAAGAUUGGGGCAGCGACUCUGAGACAUUGUCUUCCGAGUCCGAGGAGGACGCGUACGUGAACAUCAGGGAUCGCUUCCUGAAGAAGACCACCGAGAAGGAGGAUGAGGAGACCAUAAAGGAAAAGAAGGAGCGCCGGGAGCGCGAGGAGGAGAACGGCAACGGCAGUUGGGAGACCGUCAAAGGGAGCGUCGCCAUCCCUUGGCUAGAAAUCAAUUUCAAACAUCAUUAAUCAAGAGAAGCCGAAAACAAAUGCGGAGGACGCAAAGACCGACAUUAUAAAUUGAAAGUGAAGCAAAAUCAUGGCUCAAAGAAGCCUCGGGCCCUUUGCGUCCACCUCAACAUCAAGCCCGACGCCAUGAAGCCCUGAAUGCUGGGCAAAGUUCCAAACGCGGUGCUUUCUUAUCGUUGGUACGGGUGCGUCCUUAGGCUGAAGGGCGAACUGAAGGCCCUUGCUCAUCCUGAGGUCCUUGGGGAGUGGCGGAGGCGCGUGACCCGCGGUUCGGCCGCGCUUCCCUGGCGCGGGUGGGGUUGACGCGUCGCCAGGGUAAGCCGCCCUCACCUGCGAUUCACCCUCGCAGAGGGGCGCACUGGAUCCCGGCGCCCAACCCGAAACAGUGCCUAGGAGGAAAGACCAGGGUCGUUAAGCGUGUCCCCCGCCACCCCCUUGGCCCUUCCCUCUCCAGUUACAGCAGAAUAAUAAUUAUUUGGUCACCAAUGGUUUCGCCGUGACCUGAGCUUUCCAACGAUGUGUCACGCUUGGUACUUUUGAGCUAAUUUGCAUUUGGUGGUGGGGGAACCUUUCUGGCCAAUCAGAUCGCUCGAUUUCAACAAUCGCCGUUUUCUCCUAAAAUCCGACGGCGAGCAGGUGGGAGUGGAAAAAGCUGCCGUGCCCGCGGCUCGGCCACAGCUUCACCCUGAUCGGCAACAAAGUCUUCCUCUUCGGAGGACUCGCCAACGACAGCGACGACCCGAAGAAUAACAUUCCCAGAGAAGAUGGCGUGGGAGCAGCUGAACAUGGACGUGUUUGAGGAGAACGCGCCCCGAGCCAGGGCAGGUCACUGCGCCGUCGGCAUCCACUCGCGCCUCUACGCCUGGUCCGGCCGCGAUGGCUGCAGAAAGAUUUGCUGCAAAGACCUUUGGUACCUGGAGGUGGAGAAGCCGCCGGCGCCAGGGCGGGUGCAGCUGGUGCGCGCGUCGACGACCUCGCUGGAGGUGUGCUGGUCGCCCGCCCCCUCCACCGACUUCUACCGCCUCCAGGCCCAGAAUUACGACAUGCCCCAGGAGAAACCAACCCCCGAAAAACCAUCCCCACCUGCCGCCACGCCCACCACCCCUGAUCUAAAAGAAGUUUCAGAAUCUCCGCCGACGGCCGCGCAGAACAUGUCAGGCAUCCAGGCAUUGGCUGCAGCGGCCGCAGCCACCCAGAAAAUCCCAGGCGUCCUCCGCCUCGUCCCCUCCAACGCCACUCCCCCAAAAACUCCAGUGGCAGUCGGUGGUGCGAGCGGUUCAACGUCAAUUAAGUUCCUCGUGAGCCGCACCAAAUUCAAGCUCCAACAUUUGGCUCUCAGUUCAGACUGUAAGACUUUGGGAGAGGAAAUUCUUUUUCCCACCAAAGACGUGCUUGCCAAGAAACCGCAGGUGCACAAGGAAAAUUAUCGCGACCUGAUGUGCUUUCCUCGCAAUUGGACACUCUAAUGGACUCUGAUGAUGUCCAGCAGCUGGAAGAGUCUUUGCGACAGAGAAAUGGGGGCUGGUUCAACCGUUUCCUCAACCCGCAGUGACCAGCAACAUUUUGAGGGGCAAAUUGAAGCUUCACAUCUUUCUAUUGCACUGGCAAGACCUUGGUCGAGACCGUCCUCCAGAUCUACAAACUGGUCCCAGAC
Neocloeon triangulifer is the source of this 2447-nucleotide messenger RNA. Its product is annotated as host cell factor 1-like. Bases 1558 to 2259 code for a protein of 233 amino acids. Lineage: Eukaryota; Metazoa; Arthropoda; Insecta; Ephemeroptera; Baetidae. The transcript has 15 exons. Gene Ontology annotation, biological process: regulation of DNA-templated transcription; chromatin remodeling. Gene Ontology annotation, molecular function: protein binding; transcription coactivator activity. Gene Ontology annotation, cellular component: histone methyltransferase complex. The record is from RefSeq and is a predicted model, not a curated record.